Molecule: messenger RNA, 1140 nt
Organism: Colletotrichum aenigma
Lineage: Eukaryota; Fungi; Ascomycota; Sordariomycetes; Glomerellales; Glomerellaceae
Gene: CAB2
Product: Phosphopantothenate--cysteine ligase CAB2
Exons: 1
Coding region: 1-1140 (379 amino acids)
Biological process (GO): coenzyme A biosynthetic process
Cellular component (GO): nucleus; cytoplasm
Molecular function (GO): phosphopantothenate--cysteine ligase activity
Source: RefSeq, a predicted model, not a curated record
AUGACAACAGAAACCGCCGAGCACCAAGAGGACGCCUACUUCUCCUCCCAACCGCCCCCGAAAAACCUCGACGCCCACGUCUCCGCCGCCCGCGCCUUCAUCACGCACCACGCCGCCCUCGCCGACCGGCGCAUCGUCCUCGUCACCUCGGGCGGCACCACCGUGCCCCUCGAGAAGCAGACGGUCCGCUUCAUCGACAACUUCUCCGCCGGCACCCGCGGCGCCACCUCCGCCGAGUACUUCCUCGAGGCCGGCUACGCCGUCAUCUUCCUGCACCGCCAGUUCUCCCUGCAGCCCUACAGCCGGCACUACUCCCACGCCACCGACUGCUUCCUUGAUUUCCUGGCCGAGGGUGAGGAUGGCACCGUUGUAGCCAACCCCGGCCACCAGGAGCGCAUGCGCGCCGUCCUGCGCAAGUACCAGGCCGCCCGCAAGGACAACAUGCUCCUCAUGCUGCCCUUUACCACCAUCACCGACUACCUUUUCGAGCUGCGCGCCAUCGCGGGGCUGCUGGGGCCGCUCGGCCCGUCGGCGCUGCUGUACCUCGCCGCCGCGGUGUCGGACUUCUUCCUCCCGCAGGACCGCAUGGCGGAGCACAAGAUCCAGAGCACCAACGCCACGGACUCUCUUUCUUCAUCCAAGCCUGCGCCUCAGCCCCGCAACGGCAACGGCGCGCCCUCCGAAGACGAAGAAACAUUCGACAACUUCGACUCCUCCCCCGCGAUCCCGCGCUCCAAGCGCCUGAUCAUCGACCUCGACCCCGUGCCCAAGUUCCUGCAGAACCUCGUCGACGGCUGGGCGCCGCAGGGCAUGGUCGUCAGCUUCAAGCUCGAGACCGACCCGGCCAUCCUCGUGCACAAGGCGAAGUACUCACUUGAGCGCUACCAGCACCACCUCGUCAUCGGCAACCUGCUGUCCACGCGCAAGUGGGAGGUCGUCUUCGUCGCGCCGGGCCAGCGGGACAGGUGGGUCCGGGUCCCCAGUGCGCAGCAAGGGCUGCGGGACUCGAUGCCGGCGGAGGACAAGCCGCUCGACCCUGCGGCGCUGCCGGAGGGCGACCCCGAAGUGGAGAUUGAGAGCUUGAUCAUUCCUGCCGUGCAGGAGCUGCACUCGAAGCAUAUCCAGUCCUUGCAGAAGUAG